CCGCUGCCGAGAGCCUCACCCUGGCUCAGUCACCGCCACCACCGCAGGGAACAUGGAGCCCCCAGACGCCCGCGCAGGGCUGCUGUGGCUCGCCCUCCUCCUGGCGGGCCACUCAGGCACCCAGGCUGAGGUGCAUGUGUCUGUACCUCCGCUGGUGGACGUGUCGCAAGGACAUCAGAUCACCCUGAACUGCACACUACGGGAGCACCCCAAACGUUACGUGUUGGAAUGGUUCCUUGUUGAUGCUUCUGGGUCCCGACACCUCCUAGCUUCUGGGGAGCCACAGGGCUCAGAGCUCCGGUCCACAAUCCACAACUCUCGGGGCCGCAAUCCCACAUACACUCUGGAUUCCCACGGGGGACUGGUGAUAAAUGAUAUCCAAGUGGGUGAUGAGCGGGACUACGUGUGUGUGGUGAAGGCUGGGCCAAUGGGAACCUCAGAGGCCACGUCAAGAGUCCGUGUGUUUGCAACCCCCGAGCCUACGGAGGUGAUUCCCAACAAAGGAACCCUGUCUGUGUUGGACGAGUUUGCCCAGGAGAUUGCCACCUGCAGCAGCCACAACGGAAAGCCGGUGCCUAACAUCACAUGGUAUCGGAACGGGCAGCAACUGAAUGUGCCCAUGGAAUUGAACACAAAUGGUUACAUGACCAGCCGCACCGUCCGGGAGGCCUCAGGCCUGUAUUCCCUGACCAGCACCCUCUACCUGAAGCUCCACAAGGAGGACCGGGAUGCCAGGUUCCACUGUGCUGCUCAGUACAAGUUGCCCACAGGCCAGGAAGGCCACCUGGACAGCCCUGCCUUCCAGCUCACGCUGCACUAUCCCACUGAGCAUGUGGAAUUCUGGGUGGGAAGUCCAUCCACCACGGAAGGAUGGGUGCGUGAGGGUGACGCUGUCCAGCUGCUCUGCCAGGGUGAUGGCAGCCCCAGCCCGGAGUACUCCUUUUUCCGCCUGCAGAACAACCAGGAGGAACAGCUAAAAAUCAACCUCAAGGGGAACUUGACCCUGGAGGGGGUGCGUCGGAACCAGAGUGGAACCUAUGGAUGCAGAGUGGAGGACUACGAUGCCGACGAGGAUGCACAACUCGUCAAGAUCCUAGAACUGCACGUGGCCUACCUGGAUCCCUUGGAGCUGAGCGUACCUGAGGAACUCUUCGUCUUCCUGAACAGCAGUGGCACCGUGGUGGACUGCUCUGCCAGAGGUCUGCCUGCUCCUACUGUGCGCUGGACCAAGGAUUCGAUGACCCUCGCAUAUGGUCCCACGCUGGCUCUCGACUCUGUUACCUUUGACUCUGCUGGCACCUACACAUGUGAGGCCUCUACACCCACUGUCCCCCUCCUGAGCCGGACACAGAGUUUCCAGCUGGUGGUUCAAGGAGCCCCAGAGUUAAAACCAAAUGAGAUAAAAGCCCAUAUCGGGAACAGCUGGAUGGAAGGAGACGAAGUCACGCUGGUCUGCUCCGAAGGCUACCCAGAACCCAAACUCACCUGGAGCAAGCCAGGCGUUACUCCAGCAGAGCCUCCCUUUGAGGGCAAAGGCUGGAUGAGCAGCUCGCUGAUGGUGAAAGUGACCAGCGCCCUGAGCCGAGAGGGCGUGUCCUGUGAGGCAUAAAUCCAUGGCAAGAGAAGCCAUGUCUUCCAUUUGGGCUCUGUGGCCCCUCAGACUGCCCAGGCUGGAGUGGCUGUCAUGGCUGUAGCCGUCAGCGUAGGCCUCCUGCUGCUUGUGGUUGGCUUUUACUGCAUGAGACGCAAGGGCGCCCCAACUGCUGCCGGCGGAGCGGAGAAGGGGGCUCCGUAAGCCAGCCAGGGACCAGAGCUGAGCCACUCUGGCUCAGAUCGUCCAGAGCAGACAGGCCUUCUUAUGGGUGGGCCCUCCGGAGGAGGCAGAGGUGGCGGCGGGGGAUUCGGAGAUGAGGUGAGUGAUGACCUGGGUGUCCAUUGAGGAAGCAACUGAGCACAGGGCCAGUCUUAAGGGCUCAGGCUGAGCUACGGGUUCUGUCACCAGUGCUGAGCCUGGAGGACCUCCCAGAGGCUGGUCUCUGGAUCUGGAACUUUGGGCAUCAUCUGAGGACCGGCUCUGCGCACACGCCUCCACCUCCUUCCUCCUUCAGUCUCUCGGCCCCUCCCUUCCUUCCUCUGCCUGCUUGGGCAGGGACCCACAGUGGCCAGCGCCUCAGGGAAGGAAAAAGGGAGGGUGGGGGAGGGUUGAGAGGGGCCUUCCUCCAGGAAUGGAACUCUCCCAGGCCAGAAUAGCUCCUGGAGCCAAAGCCCAGGGACCGGGCCUGGGACAAGGCGCUGAGGGUCGGCAGGCCGGGCUAGUUUUACCUCCUGUCUCCCUUGCUGGGCACUUGCCCCCCACCUGAUACCCUGCUGUGUAGUCUGACAACUGGAGUCCCCAACCCUACCCCAUUCCUGCCCCUCGCCCAGCCCAUCAUCUGUGGACACUGGAUUCUUAAAUAAAUGCUGCCUGUCACGUGGA
This is a messenger RNA of Arvicola amphibius (Eurasian water vole), 2476 nucleotides long. It is a transcript of the gene Bcam, whose product is annotated as basal cell adhesion molecule (Lutheran blood group). The record is from RefSeq and is a predicted model, not a curated record. Lineage: Eukaryota; Metazoa; Chordata; Mammalia; Rodentia; Cricetidae. Gene Ontology annotation, cellular component: plasma membrane.